This is a messenger RNA of Dentiscutata erythropus, 182 nucleotides long. NCBI's taxonomy places the organism in Eukaryota, Fungi, Glomeromycota, Glomeromycetes, Diversisporales, Gigasporaceae. The record is from the annotation of a GenBank genome assembly.
AUGCACAAGUCGAUCGUUUAGUUCGAUGUCUCUCGUUAGAUGAAGAUGAGCGGAAUAAGUCUGAAAAUGUAUCAAUGGAUGUUGAUCAUUUUUUGAGACACAAUUCUAGAGACGAAAACGCCGAUAAUUGGGAACCUAACAGAUAUGAAAUCGACCGUAUUAUUGCUCAUAAAGUUGUAAAU